GCACUUUAUUAUCUCGUUAAUUUUCUAUAAUUCAAAAGCACGGACUAAAAUGUCUAAAAUUAGUAGAAUUUAAUUCGCUAUUUAGUCCGUGCUCAAAAUUUAGAGUCCAACUGAAAUUGGGAUAUAUCUUUGCAUAAUUUAGUACAAUUUUAGCAGCAUAGAUUGAGUUUAUUCAACAUUUACAACUUCUUAUUAGCUACUAGGAUUAGAAUUCCAUGAAAAAUUAAAACUGUGACUGAUCAGUUAUCAGAUCACGUGUUGGCUACUUGUCUGUUAUUUGGAUUUUGUUAUCAUUCAGAUUAUGUUUAAACAGCCCUAAAAGUUAAAACUAGUAAAUCUAAGCCUAAUAUGCGUGUAUGAAUGAAAAAUUAGAAAAUGAAGAAUCUAUUGUAUUGAAAUUUGUUCAAGACUUUUUCGUUAGCUACGACAUAAAUCGUCAUAUCCUUCACACAUUUUUUCCCGAAGAUGGUACAUUCAUUGUGCUUGGCAACCGUAUGUCUGGUCAUUCAGCCAUUCAACAAGCUAUGUUAACAAUGGCUACAACAACUCAUCAACUAUUCAGUAUUGACAUUGUAAGUCUUAACAUGCCACUGCCAGAACAAGUAUCUAUGUAUCAAGUACUAUGUGCUGGUAAUGUCGAGUUUGGAGGUGAUACACAAAUACACGGAUUCACAGCUACUCUUUUAGUAUAUUUUUUGAGGCCCAAUGUUUUGAAUGUUGUGUCAUUUAAUGAACGAUGCCAAUGGCCUAAAUUGUCCUAAUAUUUAAAUAAACAAAUUGAUAAAA
This is a messenger RNA of Melanaphis sacchari, 786 nucleotides long. RefSeq lists its product as uncharacterized. NCBI's taxonomy places the organism in Eukaryota, Metazoa, Arthropoda, Insecta, Hemiptera, Aphididae. The transcript has 3 exons. The record is from RefSeq and is a predicted model, not a curated record. The coding region runs from base 357 to 761 and encodes 134 amino acids.